Phialemonium atrogriseum is the source of this 3364-nucleotide messenger RNA. RefSeq names its product EXS family-domain-containing protein. Gene Ontology annotation, biological process: phosphate ion transport; cellular response to phosphate starvation. Gene Ontology annotation, cellular component: Golgi apparatus; cytoplasm; plasma membrane. The coding region runs from base 99 to 3227 and encodes 1042 amino acids. The record is from RefSeq and is a predicted model, not a curated record. The transcript is spliced from 6 exons. NCBI's taxonomy places the organism in Eukaryota, Fungi, Ascomycota, Sordariomycetes, Cephalothecales, Cephalothecaceae. Gene Ontology annotation, molecular function: inositol hexakisphosphate binding.
CUCUAAGAUCUGCGCUAUCUAGAAAGUUUAUCCAUCUGCCCCCUCAAUGGCAAUAGUUUCCGCGUUAUCAUCGGCGUCCUAUACCUGACUGUGACGUCAUGAAGUUUGCGAAGGAGCUCGAGCAAGAGCUUGUGCCGGAGUGGAGGAUCAAGUACCUCAAUUACAAGGCCGGAAAGAAAUACAUCAAGGCUCUCUCGAGGGCCAUCAACCGCGCCAAUGCCACCCCCACUCUCUCCAGACGCGGAGACUACGCUCCUCGAGUGCCGAGCUUUAACACUCACCGACGACUCCAUAGUGAACAAACUUCGGAUGAGGCUGAGGAAAGCUACUCCCUUUCUACCAGCCCGGACCUAGACCGGCAAACCAACGCAACUAGGCCGUCUCCUGUGCGGCCCAUCCCAAUCAGCAGCGAGCAUGACGCCUUGGCAAGCUCUCCGGGGACUCACAUGCAAUAUGGAAGCUUCAUACCGACCCCUCCCCUUGGUUCACCUGCUCCAGGCCGCGCGCAUCACAAUCCCUUCGAGCUCCCGGCUCCUGCUAUCAAGGUCCCCUCCCGGACGGGUGAGCCAGCUGCGCGGCCUCCUCAGACGCUGCGAGGGUCUCUCGGACGCUUGCCGCUGUUGCGUAGUAAGUCGAUGGGUGUCCCACAGCGGCGGCAAACUUCCCCGGGUCCAAACCAGACGCCGAGGCCAGCAGCACAAACCCCUCGCCAGCGUCUUGUCCGGAUGUUCACUGCUGGUUCCAUGACGCGGCAAAUAUCCCGAGAGGGAAUUGAUCUGCAUGUCAUGGAUGAGGUCCAUGAACGGGAGCGAGAUUUCUUCUUGUUCCUCGACCGCGAGUUGGACAAGGUAGAAACCUUUUACCAGCAAAAAGAAGACCAGGCUGGCAAGCGACUGGGACUACUGCGCCAGCAACUCCACGAGAUGCGCAACAGGCGAAUCGAGGAAAUUGCGGAAAUUAGGAAACGAAAAGAGCAAACGCGGGGCAACGGCAACGGAAACGGCGACGGCACCAGCAGCCACGAAAACUCGCAUGCGGGUAAAGACUACAACAGACGCUGGGUCGAUCCGAUCAAGGGCAAGAUAUUCAAGCCUGGUCCGAAUUCGAAGGCUUUGCAAAAGAUGGCCCGCACUCCGGUCAUGGCGGGAAUGGAGCCGGCCGACCGGAGAGACUAUAUACGGCGGCCCGAAGACCAGGAGGUCCCGUACCGCACGGCGAAGAGAAAGCUGAAGCUUGCACUGCAGGAAUUCUAUCGUGGCCUGGAGCUGUUGAAGGCAUAUGCUCUUCUUAACCGGACAGCCUUUCGGAAACUGAACAAGAAGUACGACAAGGCCAUCAAUGCGCGUCCCCCCUACCGGUACAUGAAUGAGAAGGUGAACAAGGCCUGGUUCGUCAACAGUGACGUCCUAGACGGCCAUAUCAACACGGUCGAAGACCUGUAUGCCCGCUAUUUUGAGCGUGGCAACCACAGGAUUGCCGCAGGCAAGCUUCGCAGCUUGAGCAAGCGGCCCGCAGACCAGUCGUCUACCACAUUCCGGAGUGGCCUGCUGGUUGGUACGGGCCUCGUCUUUGCCAUCCAAGGUCUCGUCUAUGGUUCCGAGCAGCUCUUCCACCCGGAAGACCCGGUGAUGCGCCAACAGACAGGCUAUCUGCUGCAGAUCUAUGGAGGCUAUUUCCUCAUGCUGUAUAUUUUCAUCUUGUUCUGUUUGGAUUGCCGCAUAUGGACGCAAAACAAGGUCAACUACCCUUUCAUCUUCGAGUUCGAUCCGAGAAACCAUCUCGACUGGAGGCAGCUUGCCGAGUUUGGAAGUUUCUUCUUGUUCCUCUUUGGGCUGUUCAUCUGGCUCAACUUCUCCAUGUUUGGGACUCCCGACAUGUACCUGUACUACCCAGUCAUCUUGAUUUUCAUCAGUGUCCUGAUUCUCUUCUUCCCUGGUCCGAUAUUCCGCUACAAGAGUCGCAAGUGGUUUCUAUACUCCCAUUAUCGACUGUUUUUUGCUGGCCUAUACCCCGUAGAGUUCCGAGAUUUCUUCUUGGGUGAUAUCUACUGUUCGCUGACAUACGCAACAUGUAACGUCGAGCUAUUUUUCUGCCUCUACGCGAAUUACUGGGAGAAUCCCGUACAGUGUAAUUCGAACCAUUCGCGCCUGUUGGGUUUCUUUUCGGCUCUGCCUCCGAUAUGGCGUGCCUUUCAAUGCCUACGUCGAUACUAUGACACGCGGAACGUAUUCCCUCAUCUUGUCAACGGCGGUAAAUACUCCAUGUCGAUCAUGACUGCCGUAUGUCUUAGCCUGUUCCGGAUACACGGUGGCCAUACCAACCUCGCCCUCUUCAUCACCUUUGCGACCAUCAAUGGAAUCUAUUGCUCUAUCUGGGAUAUCUUCAUGGAUUUCUCCCUCCUCCAACCACACUCCCGCCACCCUUUCCUCCGGGACAUCAUAGCCCUCCAACGGCGAUGGAUAUACUACGCCAUCAUGAUCAUCGACCCCAUCCUCCGCUUCGCCUGGAUCUUCUACGCCAUCUUCACCCACAACACCCAGCACAGCACCGUCGUCUCCUUCCUCGUCUCCUUCGCCGAGGUGACAAGGAGAGGCAUGUGGACCCUCUUCCGCGUCGAGAACGAGCACUGCGCCAACGUAGCCCAGUACCGCGCCUCGCGAGACGUCCCCUUACCCUACCAGCUCGAGCCCAUCGUCCAACGCCCCAGUCUCGAGAGCAUCACCGAGGGAGGGGCGGACAGGAUCGGCAAGGACGACGCGGACGAGCACCGCGCAGACGCCGGCGGCCACGCGGCGGCCGCGUCGGUGCCCCCGUCGGUCGGCCGCUCCACCGGCCGAUCGGUCCGCGGCGGCGGCCCACCCUCCGUCGGUACGCCGGCCACGGCCCUGGAGGAGGGCGUCGCCACCGGCACCGACGCCACCACGGCCGACGCGGGCGCGACGGUGGUGCGCAGGCGCCGCGCCGACACGGCGGGGCGCAGGUCGAUUGCGCGGAUCAUGGCCGAGGCGCACAAGCAGGACUUUGAGAAGAAGCGGAGGCCGGCCGGGGACGGGGGCGCCGCGGGUGCGGCCGGGGACGGGGAGGUGGUUGCGGGCGGGCUGCAUAGCGAGGAGGAGGAGGAGGAUGAUGAUGAUGAGGAUGACUCUGGUAGUAUGGUGGCGGACCGGAUGGAGGUGCGCGAGGCGGAGGGGCUGAUGAGCGCUGCGAAGGAUGAUGAUGAGUCGUAAGGGAUGCAGCGUAAUGGACUUUGGGAUGGUGGAAGGGGGGCGGUCCUCUUGGGAGGUUUAAUUAAGCUGCAUCAUCUGGACAGAAAUGAGAUCCAACUUAGCAAAAAUAUGUGUAUAAGCUAAUGCAUGUGGGACUU